This is a messenger RNA of Vespa crabro (European hornet), 2136 nucleotides long. RefSeq names its product translation initiation factor eIF-2B subunit epsilon (gene eIF2Bepsilon). Gene Ontology annotation, molecular function: translation initiation factor activity; guanyl-nucleotide exchange factor activity; translation initiation factor binding. Gene Ontology annotation, cellular component: eukaryotic translation initiation factor 2B complex. The record is from RefSeq and is a predicted model, not a curated record. NCBI's taxonomy places the organism in Eukaryota, Metazoa, Arthropoda, Insecta, Hymenoptera, Vespidae. The coding region runs from base 106 to 2085 and encodes 659 amino acids. The transcript is spliced from 2 exons.
GUCGAAUCACUCGAGAGUUAAUGGCGGGUAGAAUAUAACCAAAUAAUGUUCUGUAUGUUAGUAGGUUAGGUUAAAUUUGCAAUACAUAUAUUAUGCUGUUGGCAUAUGUGUUUAAUUUUGAAAAGAUGUGUAUGUGAUUUACAACAGAUAUCAAAUCGUGAACAAAACAUUAUGGAUACAAAAUUAAGGAAAAAGGAUGUCUUACAAGCCGUCGUAUUAGCUGAUGACUUUACAACAGCUUUGACUCCAAUGCAGGAUGUAUAUCCAAGCAUUUUAUUACCAGUUUUAAAUGUACCUUUGUUGGACUAUCUAAUAGAAACUUUAAAAAGGUCCAGGGUACAAGAACUAUUUCUGUACUGCAGCAAUCAUAUUGACUCAUUAAAAAAAUAUGUCAAACUAGAAGAGCAUGAAGAUCUUACCAUUAAUUUAAUCAUUUCUGAUGGAUGUAGAUCUUUAGGUGAUGCUCUUCGAGACAUUGAUACAAAAUGCUUGAUACGUGGUUACUUUAUAUUGAUUAGAGGAAAUACGUUUAUAAAUACUGACUUACUAAGUGCCCUAAAUUUUCAUUGCACUAAAGAAAAAAAAGAUAAAGGUGCAGCAAUGACAAUGUUACUUAGAAAUGUUGGUUGCACAAAUGACUCUUUCAUAAAAGAAGAGACUUCUCUCGUAGUGUCUAACAAAGCCAAUAAUAAGAUCUUAUUUUACAAAAAACUAAGAAACGAUGAGAAGAAGAUAAAAUUAGAACUGAAUUGGUUCUUAGAUAAUAGCGAAAUUGAUAUUAGUACGUGUUUUAUAGAUACACAUGUAUACUUAUGUUCACCUGCUGUACUUCCCUUAUUUGCAGAUAAUUUUGACUUUCAAACAAUGGAAGAUUUUAUCAAAGGAGUUUUAAUGAAUGAAGAAAUUAUAGAUGCACGGAUUUAUUGGCAACUAUUGAACUCUGAUGAUUACAGUUUACCAAUUACAUCAUGGAAUGCAUACUAUACUCUUAGCCGUGAUAUUUUACAUAGACGCGGCUAUCCACACGCACCGGGAAUGUUUGGCCCAUUAAGAAACUUUGUUUCUAUGUCUCAAAGUAACUAUAAACACAAAAGUGUUACUCUAGCUAAGGGUUGUAUAUUAGAAAAAGAUUGCUUAGUCGGAAAGAAUAGUACACUUGGACAAAAUACCUUUGUUACGAAAUCUGUAAUAGGCAGUAACUGCGCUAUAGGUCAAGUGGCGAUUAUAAAAAAUUCUUUUAUUUUUUCUAAUGUUAAAAUAGGGAAUGGUUGCAAAAUUAUUGACAGUAUAAUUUUUUCUAAUUGUAAUAUUAAGAAAAAUGCAAAAUUAGAUGGAUGUAUAUUAGUUUGCGAUACGAUGGUUAACCCGCAAAAACAAUAUGUUGAUUCCAUUCUAGAAAUGAAAAAUGCAAAUUUAAUUACAAAAAGAAUGUCGGAUCUCGAUGUUAAUGAAAAAUUAUUAUUUUUUAAAAAUAAUGAAGCUACAGAUUAUAACUAUACAACAGAUGAAUCAAGUACGAACGAAAGUUCACGACAGCACACUCCGAUUCCUGAUGACACGAAUCUAUUUCUAACAGAAGUUAUCGAUAGCUUAUUAAGAGGUUUUCAAGAUAAAUUAAAUUGUGAAAAUCUGAUAUUAGAAAUAAAUUCAUCAAGAUAUGCAUAUAAUGUUACUAUGCGAGAAGUUACAUACAAUGUCAUAAAAGCUAUAUUGAGUUUGCCUUUACAUUACUUGUCCGAAAUAAAAGUUCCAAUGAAUAAUCAAAACUAUCAAAAAAAUUUAAAAAUUAUGAUCAAUUAUUUUCAGCCUAUUAUUUUAAAUUAUAUUAAAACUGAUGUGGCACAAGAAGAUUGUUUACGUGCAGUAGAAGAAGUUGGCAGUGUAACCCAAGAAUUGUUACCGUUUUUACAACAUUUAUUGCAUUUGUUUUAUGAUCGAGAUAUAUUAUCAGAAGAUAAAAUUUUAGAAUGGUAUGAGUCCAAUGAUGAAAAAGAUGAAAUUCAAAACAAAAAAGUAAAAAUCGCAGUACAACCUUUUAUCAAAUGGUUACAAGAAGCAGAAGAAUAUUCUUCUGAAAGCGAUUAAUACAUAAUUAAUAUAAUUAAUAUAUGCAUAAUACAUAAUUAAUAUACAAAA